Molecule: messenger RNA, 2481 nt
Organism: Acanthosepion pharaonis
Lineage: Eukaryota; Metazoa; Mollusca; Cephalopoda; Sepiida; Sepiidae
Source: the annotation of a GenBank genome assembly
AUGUUCAAUUUUUUCUUUUUCUUUUCUUGUUGGAACUCGCUAAAGAAAAACAGAAGGCUUUUCUCUCGAUAUUUUGUCCGCAAUAAAUCAUCUUAUAUUUAUGGAUUUCCAUUCCCUGGCCUGAGUGUCUUUUUCUCUUGCCUCGUCGUCGUUCCUUCUCUUGCCUCGUUUUCUCUUUCUCAAAUAUAUUCUCUUCCUCGUUAUUAUUUGUUGUUUUUCGUCGUUUUCAUAAACUUCUCUUGCCUCGUCGUCUUCUCCUCCUUCUCUUGCCUCGUCGUCUUCUCCUCCUUCUCUUGCCUCGUCGUUUUCUCCUCCUUCUCUUGCCUCGUCGUUUUCUCCUCCUUUUUGCCUCGUCAUUUUUCUCCUCCUUCUUCGUUUUCUCCUCCUUCUCUUUAUGUCGUUUUUCUCCUCCUUCUCUUGCCUAUUUCUCCUCAUUCUCUUGCCUUUUGUUUUCUCCUCAUUCUCUUGCCUCUUUUUUCUUUCUCAUUCUCUUUUUUUUUCCUUUCUCUUUCCUCUUUUUUCUCCUCAUUCUCUUGCCUUUUUUUUCCUCAUUCUCUUGCCUCUUUUUUUCCUCAUUCUCUUUGCCUCUUCUCGUCUUUGCCUCUCAAUUUUCUCCUCAUUCUCUUGCCUCUUUUUUUCUCCUCAUUCUCUUGCCUCUUUUUUUCUCCUCAUUCUCUUGCCUCUUUUUUUCUCCUCAUUCUCUUGCCUCUUUUUUUCUCCUCAUUCUCUUGCCUCUUUUUUUCUCCUCAUUCUCUUGCCUCUCUUUUUUUUCUCCCAUUCUCUUGCAAUGGUUUUCUCCCUCAUUCUCUUGCCUCUUUUUUCUCCUCAUUCUUUGCCUGUCUCCUCAUUCUCUUGCCUCUUUUUUUCCUUUUUUUUGCCUUUUUUUCUCUUUCUUUUUCUCCUCAUUCUCUUGCCUCUUUUUUUCUCCUCAUUCUCUUGCCUCUUUUUUUCUCCUUACUUUGUUUUUAUGCGUCUCCUUUUUACUUUCUCUCUCUCUUUAAUUCUUUAUCUCCUUUUCUCCUUUUCUUCUCUUAUAUCUCUUCAAACUUUCCCCUCUCUCUUCACACUUUCCCCUCUCUCUCUGGGACUCCCCUCUCUCUCACGUUCCCCUGUGGACUUGGAUGUUCCCCCUCUCUCUCUUCAAACUCCCCCUCUCUCUUCUCUCCCUCUCUCUCUCUCUCGCCCCUAAAAAUCUUUCUCCGUCCCUUUCCCCUUUCUCUCUCCUCCCCCUCUCUCUCCGCCCCCUCUCUCUCUCUCUCUCUCCCCUCUCUCCUCUCUCCUCUCUCUCUCUCUCUCUCUCUCUCCUCUCUCUCUCUCUCUCUCUCUCUCUCUCUCUCUCUCUCUCUCCUCUCUCUUUCUCUCUCUCUUUCUCUCUCUCUCUCUCUCCCCUCUCUCUCUCUCUCUCUUCUCUCCUCUCUCCCCCUCUCUCUCCUCUCCUCUCUUCUCUCCUCUCUCCCCCUUUCUCUCUCCUCUCUGUUUUCACCCGUCUCUUUCCAUUUCUCUCUUACUUUCAUUAAGCAUACCACUUCAACCGGCAACCAACAAACUGUCGCGCUGUUACAUUUUCCGCUCUUUUCUCUUGGAAAGUCGAAAGGUUUUGCGCUUAAAGUCAAAAAUCCGUACCGCUUUUCUAAAGUGUUUCUUUCCCUCCCUAUAUUUAACAUCACUUUUCAUUAUAUUUUACUUACUUCUAUUUACGCUUUUUUUCCUACUUUCACUUUCUUUUCUACUUUCACUUUCUUUUCUACUUUCACUUUCUUUUCUACUUUCACUUUCUUUUCUACUUUCACUUUCUUUUCUACUUUCACUUUCUUUUCUACUUUCACUUUCUUUUCUACUUUCACUUUCUUUUCUACUUUCAAUUUCUUUUCUACUUUCUUCUAUAUUCCCUUUGAAUUUCUAUAUAUCAUAGUUGUUGCUUUCUCUUUUUAUUUUUGCGCGUUCGUUUUUCUUCCGUUUUUGUUUGCAUUAUGUUACCAUAUUUUAACCUCUCUUCUCCCACUCUCUCUUUUCCCUUUAUCUCUCUCCCUCUCUCUCUCAAAUCUCUCCCCCCCUUGCCCUAUCUCUCCCCCCUCUCUCUCCCCCUUUGCCUCUCUCUCCCCUCUCUCUUUAUCUUCUCUCCCCUCUCUCACCCCUUGCCUCUCUCUCUCUCCCCUCUCUCACCCCUUGCCUCUCUCUCUCCCCUCUCACACCUUGCCUCUCUCUCUCCCCCUCUUUUUACAUGGUUUGCCUCUCUCUCUCCCCCUCUCUCACAAAUUGCCUCUCUCUCUCUCCCCCUCUCUUAUCUCACUCCACACCUUUUUUCUCUCUCUCCCUCUCUUAUUUGCCUGCUCUCUCUCUCCCCCUCUCUCACCCCUCCUUGCUUUGCCUCUCUCUCAAAAACCUUUGCCUACUCUCUCUCCCCUCUCUCACCCCUUGCCUCUCUCUCUGGAAUCAAGAGUUACCUAUGCUGCCAAUGCGGUGAUGUCACAUUAUUCGUAG